AGCAGACACAGGUCAGAUGAUCCGAGCUACAUUGUAAAUAGACAGCGUCGAUGCACCGGGGCCAUGCCUUCAUAGACUCUUUAAAUCACCUCCAGCAGAGUAGAUAACGGAGACUCCUUGUAUUCCGACAUCGAUUCUCUAGCUGUUUUCGGGUCAUUUUGGCGUGUUAAAGUGUUAUUAAAGCAUGUACCGGUCUCUGUACGCCUUCCGAUCCUCGGAGCCCAACUCGCUGCACUUCGCGGCCGGAGAAGGCUUCCUAAUCCUGGAGAGGAGCAACAAACACUGGUGGCUGGGGUCCCGCUGCAGCUCAGGGGAAACCGGCUACAUCCCAUCGUCAUACAUCGAAAAAAUACAGGCUCCAGAGCAGGAUGAUGUGUUGCAGUCUAUUGACAGAGCAAUCGAAGGAAUCCACAAUGUGGCCUUAAAAAAUGGAGGCAAAUACAAUCUGGAACAGAGAGAUGUUCUCCAAAAGUUGAUCCAUCACAGAAAGGAGACGCUUGCACGACGAAGUUCCUCGUCGUCCUCUGGUCACAAACAAGGCCUCCCAUCUUCCAGCAGCGAAAUAUCUAUCAGUCAAACUCCUACUCCACCCAACGGCCUUAACCGAGACUACGGACGACAGGGCAGCGUGCCGCUAUCAGGAAGUGUGGACAAUAUACAGGCAGAACAGGGCUUUUAUCAGGUGCCCCCUCAACCUAGACGUGCUGCUCCGGUCACCCCACCUCCCCCUGAGAAACAGCGAAACAGCCAGCGUCCAGCUGAGCCCGAGGUCCCCUCCAGAGUGUCCUCUCUUCCUCCGUCCCCUGCUCUCACACUCUCGAUCAGCACCACCUCUUUAGAGUCUGGCUCCUCCCACUCACUGGUCUCCUCUGAUGUCAGUUUGCCAAGUGUUUCCAGCACCCCCCCUCCUCCUGUGCCUUCCCGUGUGAAGAUCACUGCACUGCCUCCAGACGUGCUCCCCUCUGACUCUGCUCCUCAGCCGGCUCCUGCAAAGAAGAGCCCGGCUCCACAGCCUCCUCCUUCACAGCCCACUGUGGAGGAGCAGCCAGAAAAUGAAUGGCCUGUUGCCCCCCCGUCUAUUGCUGAAAGCCCUCCUGGCAGCCCCACUACCCCUGAGCCAGUUCCCAUGACUAUUGGGGGUGAACUGAUUGAGCUGGUACGGAAGAACACAGGCUUGAGUUACGAGCUGUCGCGGGUCGCUGUUGGCGUGGUGGUUGGCCAUCUGCAGACGGCACUACCUCAAGCCUCCUCUGAUUUGGAACUAGUUCUCCUCUCGCUGGUGGAGAGGAAGGAUUUGAGUGCAGCGCUGCCGCAGGGUCAGGUGUGUCACGAUGAACAGAGGCUGGAGGUGAUCUUCAGCGACCUCGCCCGUCACCGGGACGACUCUCAGCAGCGUAGCUGGGCGCUUCACGAGGACCAUUCUCUCAUCGCCUGCUACCUUGAGGAGCUGCUGAAGAUACUGACUGAUGCAGAUCCAGAGGUGUGUAAGAGGAUGUGCAAGGCCAACCACUAUGAGAACGUGCUGUCCCUGGUUUCAUAUUAUCAGAUGGAGCAUCGUGUGUCUUUGCGGCUGCUGCUGCUCAAAGUGUUUGGGGCGAUGUGCAGCUUGGACGCUUCUCUCAUCUCCACCCUCCUCAACUCCAUCCUCCCGAUGGAGCUGGCCAGGGACUUACAGACUGACACACAAGAGCACCAGAAGAUGUGUUACACAGCUUUGGUACUUACUAUGAUCUUCUCGAUGGGCGAGCAGGUGCCAUAUCAUCACUACGAACACUUGAAUGCUGACUUUGUUCAGUUUCUGCUCGGUGUGGUGGAGGACGGGCUUCCGUCUGAUCCCACAGAGCAGCUGCCUGACAUCUUCCUGAACCUCCUGCUGGCCUUCAACCUGCACCUCACAGCACCCGGCAGCAAUGUGAUCAUGCAGGAGCUGAAAAAGAAAAAUGUCAAGAUCCUGUCAGAGAAAAUGCUGCUGAUUCUGAACAGAGGCGACGACCCUGUGUGUAUGUUCAAACAUGCCCCGCCUGCACCGCACUCAGUGCUCAAGUUUCUGCAGGAUGUUUUCGCCAGCCGAGAGACCGCCGACAUCUUCUACCGCACUGACAUGAUGGUGAUGAUUGACAUCGCCGUUCGACAAAUAUCUGACCUUUCCCCUGGAGACAAGCUGAGGAUGGAGUAUCUCUCCCUCAUGCACUCCAUAAUACGCUCAACGGACUACCUUGAGCACCAGCACCGCCUGUUGGACCUGCAGGGGGUGCUGCAUAGGAUUCUCAGGGAGGAGGAAGAUCCAGGAGAGGAUGAAGGAAGCGCUACAGUGAAACAGAUGGAUAAGCUAAUCGUGCAGCAGAUCUACAAGGAGUUCCCACAGAUCUGUCAGAACCAGCACUAACCAUAUCAGUAUCUGUCAUAUCAGUCUGUCCUGUCUACUGCAGGGAGGUACAAUAAAGUUUGAAAUAAGAAGAACUGAUGUUUGAUGGGACGCCCCGUAUUCUGUGCCAGCAUGUGCUAAGAGAAGUGAAUCAGUUUUGCCAAUGUUUUUUUGUACUUGUAGUCCACAGCUGCAUCGUGCUGCAUGCAGCAUGCAGCAUCACAACUUCUCCCUUCUUAAAUGAAUUUUAUUUGAAAAAGGAGUGAGGCUUUUUUUCUCUAAAUGACAAAUGCACAAAAAACCUAUGAGGUUUAUAGGAGAACCAACUGAUCAACUCUCCAAGCCAAAAUAUAGGCCAAACAUUGGAGGUUUUACAGUGAAUUCCUUAUAAUAAUUUCUUGAAAAAUAAGAAUUAACUGUAUAUUCUCAUAGUAUUGUCAAUCAAAUGUAACAGCAACCAUGACUAAUCCUUACUCUAACCAAAAUAUGUUUAACCAAAAUGAUUUCAGAACAAAUUUAACAAACAAUUAUGAAAAAGGCAGAUUUUUAUGUCAUGUUGAAGAUAAACAUGCCAUUAUUUGAACUGUUGUGAGAAUAUUCUAUGUGCUUCCCUUGUAGUGGGACCAAACUACUGUGUGUUACUGCAGCAUUAUUUUCUUAACAGAGUAUAAUACU
Etheostoma cragini (Arkansas darter) is the source of this 3040-nucleotide messenger RNA. RefSeq names its product NCK-interacting protein with SH3 domain-like. The coding region runs from base 185 to 2386 and encodes 733 amino acids. The record is from RefSeq and is a predicted model, not a curated record. The transcript is spliced from 13 exons. Gene Ontology annotation, biological process: endocytosis. Lineage: Eukaryota; Metazoa; Chordata; Actinopteri; Perciformes; Percidae. Gene Ontology annotation, molecular function: Arp2/3 complex binding; protein binding.